This is a messenger RNA of Vicia villosa (hairy vetch), 903 nucleotides long. RefSeq lists its product as uncharacterized. The record is from RefSeq and is a predicted model, not a curated record. The coding region runs from base 1 to 903 and encodes 300 amino acids. The transcript has a single exon. Lineage: Eukaryota; Viridiplantae; Streptophyta; Magnoliopsida; Fabales; Fabaceae. Gene Ontology annotation, biological process: proteolysis. Gene Ontology annotation, molecular function: aspartic-type endopeptidase activity.
AUGAGUCAAAUAGCACAACAAUUGGAAAGCCCUCAGCAACCUGGUGCUCUUCCUAGUGCCACAGUUACGAAUCCCAAAGACCAUAAUAAUGUGAGCGCUAUAGUAACUAGAAGUGGUAAAGCGAAAGAAGUUGUUGAGGAGAUUGCUGAAGAAGGAGAACCAUUGCUUGAAGUGGACGUAGAAAUAAAAGAGAAUGAAGCACAAGUGGAAGACUUAGAUGUGUUGGAACCAACAACUAAAGGGAAGACUAGGGAACAAAAACCGGAAAUCAAAUUACCCUUUCCAACAAGACAUAAGAAGAAAGGGCAGCACGAGAAAAACUUUCAAAAAUUCUUGGAAAUGUUUAAGAAACUUGAGUUGAACAUACCAUUCCUGGAGGCGUUAGAACAAAUGCCUACAUAUGCCAAGUUCAUGAAAGAUAUCAUCUCAAAGAAAAGGACAACCGAUUGUGACCCAAUUAUUAUAACUGAAACUUGUAGUGCUAUUUUGCAGGGUAUGAAGAUUCCGGUGAAGAAGAAAGACCGAGGCUCUAUAACUAUUCCUUGUACUAUUGGGGAUAGAUCAUUUAAAAAGGCUCUUAUUGACUUAGGAGUAAGUGUUAGCCUUAUGCUGCUAUCCAUCUACAAGAGAUUGGGAAUUGGUAAAGUUCAAGAUACAAGAAUGACACUCCAAUUUGCAGAUCAUUAUGUAAAAAGACCGUACGGGAUAGUAGAAGAUGUGCUCGUAAAAAUAGAUAAGUUUGUGUUUCCAGUGGAUUUUGUAAUUUUAGAGAUGCCAGAAGAUGAAGAAAUUUCGAUCAUUCUGGGGAGACCAUUCUUAGAGACCGGGAGAUGUUUGAUAGACAUAGAAGAGGGCAUGAUGACCUUGAAGGUGUAUGAUGAAGAGUUAAAAAUUGAUGUGUGA